Molecule: messenger RNA, 1272 nt
Organism: Xyrauchen texanus (razorback sucker)
Lineage: Eukaryota; Metazoa; Chordata; Actinopteri; Cypriniformes; Catostomidae
Product: 39S ribosomal protein L9, mitochondrial-like
Exons: 7
Coding region: 148-876 (242 amino acids)
Biological process (GO): translation
Cellular component (GO): mitochondrion; ribosome
Molecular function (GO): structural constituent of ribosome
Source: RefSeq, a predicted model, not a curated record
AUCACGGCGCAGUACUUGACAGUUUAUGGGAGAAUAUUUAUGAAUUAUUACAGAGCAUUUAUGUUAUGCUACGGGUUGUAGCUAUGGUCUUAGCUAUUUCCAAUAAAUGAAUCCGUUGAUAUUCAGUCUUAAGCUCCUGUAUUAACCAUGUUGGCCGCUGCUUCAUCGAGGUUUAUCAUUUCAAAUCUUCAAUCGUCUUUUAAUCGGACACAGAAUCUGUCACAAACAGCAUGCAAGAAUACAGUUAUUGUGGAGCGCUGGUGGAAGGUUCCUUUGUCAAAGGAGGGAAAGCCACCCAGACUCCAUCCACGGCGACACAGAGUCUACCGCUUGGUUGAAGAUACAAAACACAAAACACUCGAAAAAAUGGAGCUCAUCCUCACUCAGACAGUUCCCAAGCUUGGUGGACGAGGGGACACAGUUUUUGUGAAGAAAUCAUUAGGCCGCAACACUUUACUUCCCCAAGGCCUGGCUGUAUACCCUUCACAAGAAAACAAAGACAUGUUUGCAGAGGAAAGAAGGCUACUGCGUGAAGGAAGACCAGAGGAUAGAGUGCAGACACGCACGGGACAGCUGACUGUUGAAUUCCUGAAGAAGACACAGCUUGAAGUUGCCAUGCACACUUCCAUUCAGUACUCACUCUCAAAAGAGAUUGUUUGCAGACAGUUUCUUAGACGGCUUGGUGUGGUUGUGCCUACAUAUGCUUUAACUCUUCCAGAAGAACCAAUCACAGGACCAGGAGAGUACUGGUGUGAUGUUACAGUGAAUGGAGUGGACACAGUCAGUGUUCCCAUGUCUGUGGUGCCGUUUGUGGAGCCUAGCCAACGGAGGCUUAUGAAGAAAAAGGAAGAUGAACAGCAAUCAGAUUCAGAAUAGGGGUUCCUUGCAACAGAGGAUGUGUUGAAGGAAACAACUUGAAAACAAACUCCCAAGGAAUUUGUCUAUAUAAAUAAAAGUAUUUCUUUAAUUUCCUCCUAUGAUAUCUGCUUUUAGUUCUUUUGGCUUAUUUCACUUGACUUUUAAAAAUUCAAAACAUAUUUGAAUAAAUUAAUCUUCAUAAAGCUAUGCAUAUGCACAGUAUGAACAUGGCACUAAUGUGUUAGUCAAUUUUGAAAAGUUUUCCAUCUUUGCAUCUCAUUGCAAAAUGGAUGCAAUUCAGAUCAACUUUUCGGUCUACUGAAUAUGGUUACAACUUUUUUUUUUUUUUUAAAUGUGUCACUCCUGAUGCAAACCUCUCUUAUGGAUUCACAAUAAAUCUUUUGUUAGCUCUUU